Messenger RNA from Ricinus communis (castor bean), 1721 nucleotides. Its product is annotated as putative receptor protein kinase ZmPK1. NCBI's taxonomy places the organism in Eukaryota, Viridiplantae, Streptophyta, Magnoliopsida, Malpighiales, Euphorbiaceae. The transcript has a single exon. The record is from RefSeq and is a predicted model, not a curated record. Bases 232 to 1473 code for a protein of 413 amino acids. Gene Ontology annotation, biological process: recognition of pollen.
GUUAGCCGACUAAACAAGGCAAUCUAGCACACUAAACAAGAUAGUGUUACACAUGCAUUGGCUUAACUUAAACAAGACAUGCUUAUCCUAAUCAUACUCUUAACCAAAAAAUAGAUUACUUUCACUACAACAAGAAAUCUUCAUGCACCAUAUCGGACAAUGCACAUAAGACAACAAGAGUAAAUUUUUCCAUUGUUGCUGUGACAACCUAAGUGCCAUUUCACACUUAACAUGAUUUCACCCACUGGAGUUUUCUCUGCUGGCUUUUAUCCUGUCGGAGACAGUGCCUAUUUUAGCAAACCAUCUUGCACUGCUAACAAGUGCACAGUUGUUUGGAUGGCAAAUCGUGAUUUUCCUGUUAAUGGCAAACGCUCAGAGCUGUUACUAUUGGCAACUGGAAAUGUCAUAAUAACCGAUGCUGGCCAGUCCACUGCUUGGUCAACAGACACCUUUUCGCUUUUUUCAACAGAAUUACGCCUCUAUGACUCUGGGAAUCUUGUUCUGCGUAACAUGGAAGGGGUUGUUUUAUGGCAAAGCUUUGAGUCACCUACGGAUACUCUUCUUCCAUGGCAACCGCUCACAAGAAACAUCCAGCUCGUCUCAUCAAGAAGCCCAACGAAUUUUUCCACUGGCUUCUACAAGCUACUAUUUGAUGACUAUAACCUUUUAUGUCUUGUCUAUGAUGAUCCAGUGGUUUCAAGUGUUUAUUGGCCAUAUGCGUGGCUUCGAAGCUGGGAAGGCGGCAGGUUUCCAUACAGCAGCAGUAGAAUUGCCAUACUUGAUUCGUUAGGAAGGUUCACUUCAUCUGAUAAUUUCAGUUUUAUUUCAGCAGAUUUUGGAGUGAGACUCCAACGAAGGUUGACACUUGAUUCUGAUGGGAAUGCCAGACUGUAUAUACGAGAGGAUGAUAGCGCAACUUGGGUUGUUUCGUGGCAAGCUAGAUCUAAACUAUGUGAAAUUCAUGGAAUCUGUGGACAGAACAGCACAUGUAGCUAUAAUCCAUUUUCUGGUAGUAAGUGUUCUUGUCUUCCAGGAUAUAAAAUAAAGAAUGCUACCGACUGGUCUUAUGGUUGUGAACCAGAAUUCAACCUCCCGUGUGACAAUGAUACAGAGGUUGGAUUUAUCAAACUUGAAAAUAUCGAAUUUUAUGGCAAUGAUAAUGGGUUUUUUCCCAAUAUUAGCUUGAAGAUGUGCGAGAAAUUAUGUUUGCAAUCGUGCAACUGCAAAGGAUAUCAGUACAGGUAUAUUGAGAACAGUGUUGUUCCUAGUUGUUAUCCUAAGAUGUUAUUAGCCAGUGGAACGGCUUCGUGGAUUGCUGGGAUCAUAGAUCCCAUGUCGGAUAGUGAAUAUGAGAAAUCUAAGAUGGAACUUCUGCUUACAGUUGCACUUGAAUGUGUAGAGGAUGACAAAGAUGCCAGACCCACCAUGCGGAGAGUCGUUGAGUUGCUUCUGCAACUUGAAAAUCAUAAUUGAUUAUUGGAUUUAGCAACAUGAGACGAACUCAAUUUUUCAUUCAUCAUCAAAAUAAUAAUGUACUAAUUUUUCUCAUUGUUUUAUUUUUCUUUUGCACUUUUUUCCAAGCGAGUAAGCUUUUUUACGUUUAGUUAGUUUGAGAAAUUCCUUUACCGUUUGAAAAUAUAACAUUUCUUGCACUUGUUUCAAGUAAUUAACAGUUAGAUCUUCUUUUCAUGUAACAGUUUAUACUUAAAAGAAAGCACCGC